Molecule: messenger RNA, 891 nt
Organism: Aspergillus clavatus NRRL 1
Lineage: Eukaryota; Fungi; Ascomycota; Eurotiomycetes; Eurotiales; Aspergillaceae
Product: putative HLH DNA binding domain protein
Exons: 2
Coding region: 1-891 (296 amino acids)
Molecular function (GO): protein dimerization activity
Source: RefSeq, a predicted model, not a curated record
AUGGCAUACAAUAGACCUGAUGCCGCCAUGGCAUUCUUCGAUGAGGACCGCUUCGUCCCUCAACAGCCCAAAGGCCCCGAUCCAUUGUCCGCCAAUUGGAGCUAUGACAGCGCCAUUGAUCUCUUCUCGCUGAACACCAUGCUCCCGGAGACCUUCCCGAUGGAUGUCCCCAACGAUAUGCUUCUCGAUCCAAAGGAUUUCCCCGUGGAUCUCUUUGCGCCGCCCGCUGAUAUUAGCGGGUUUGCCAUCUCCCACUCUGGCGAGGACUCCGUCUCAUCGGAUCUCGAAAGUGAUGAUCAAUUGUGGUCUCCCGCCUACCGCGUCUCCUCUCUGGACUCGGCCCCAGAUGCUCAAGCCGUCUCUCCCCGCACGGUUGAGAAAUCCAACACCCGCCGCAGAACCACCACCGCCACCACCACUCAAAAACCUCGUGAGGUGCCUCGCUGGUCCUCCAGCCCGGAGAUCACGCCGCAGGAGUACUCUAUUCCCGCGCAGAUGAUCUCGCCCACACCAGCUCCCGCCCCCGCCUCCCCGGCUCCCUCUUCGCGCAAGAACUCGCGCAGCAUGUCCACCGACUCGCAGACCGCUUCGGGCCGCAACGCCGCCAAACGUGCCGCCCACAACAUCAUCGAGAAGCGGUACCGCACCAACAUGAACGCCAAGUUUGUGGCUCUCGAGAAGGCCAUGUCGGGCAGCGGGGUCCAGAAGCCCACUAAGAGCGGCUCGUCCGCCUCGUUGAAAAAGUCGGAGAUCCUGUCCAAUGCCAUCUCGUACAUGCAGGAGCUGCAGGACGAGAAUGCCGCGCUGCAGAAGGAGCUGGCGCUGCUGAAACAGAAUCUCCUCCCGGGCAGCUUGUGGCGUCAUACCAAGGAUGAGACGUUUCGGUCGUGA